This is a messenger RNA of Phyllostomus hastatus (greater spear-nosed bat), 4447 nucleotides long. RefSeq names its product tripartite motif containing 37 (gene TRIM37). The record is from RefSeq and is a predicted model, not a curated record. Gene Ontology annotation, cellular component: peroxisome; aggresome. The transcript is spliced from 24 exons. Gene Ontology annotation, molecular function: tumor necrosis factor receptor binding; ubiquitin protein ligase binding; zinc ion binding. Bases 405 to 3299 code for a protein of 964 amino acids. Gene Ontology annotation, biological process: negative regulation of centriole replication; protein autoubiquitination. NCBI's taxonomy places the organism in Eukaryota, Metazoa, Chordata, Mammalia, Chiroptera, Phyllostomidae.
CUGGUUACCGUUGGUGUUUGUGAAUUCCCUGCAGCGACUUCUUUGCUGGAGACCAGCGCAGCGGUGUUUCUGCAGCGGUUCGAUACGCGCGCGCCCGGCGGCUCGCGUCACGUGGGCCAAAGCUACCUCGUGGUCCCCGGCUGGCGGCUGAACCGGGAGGAAGGAGCUGCGGCCACCGCUCGCCCUCCCACAGCGCCCUAGGGCGGGCACGCGGAUAAAAAUGGCGAAGUGGGGGUAGUUGGCGCCGAAGCGAUGGGGCGCGCUAGUGGGGCGGUCGUUGGAACCUCCUAACGUGGGCGCCGGGUUCUCCGCAGCAAUUGGAAGUGGCGACCUCGGGCCGUCACCUACUAGGUCAGACCACGGACUCCGUGGGUCGCCGAGGGCCCCGCCGGGAUUCGGAGGCAAUGGAUGAACAGAGUGUGGAGAGCAUUGCUGAGGUUUUCCGAUGUUUCAUUUGUAUGGAGAAGUUGCGAGAUGCUCGCCUGUGUCCUCAUUGUUCCAAGCUUUGUUGUUUCAGCUGUAUCAGGCGCUGGCUGACAGAGCAGAGAGCUCAGUGUCCUCAUUGCCGUGCUCCACUCCAGCUACGAGAACUAGUAAACUGUCGUUGGGCAGAAGAAGUAACACAGCAGCUUGAUACUCUUCAACUCUGUAGUCUCACCAAACAUGAAGAAAAUGAAAAGGACAAAUGUGAAAAUCACCAUGAAAAACUUAGUGUAUUUUGCUGGACUUGUAAGAAGUGUAUCUGCCAUCAGUGUGCACUUUGGGGAGGAAUGCAUGGUGGACAUACCUUUAAACCUUUGGCGGAAAUUUACGAGCAGCAUGUUACUAAAGUGAAUGAAGAGGUAGCCAAACUUCGUCGGCGUCUCAUGGAACUAAUUAGCUUAGUUCAAGAAGUGGAAAGAAAUGUAGAAGCUGUAAGAAAUGCAAAAGAUGAGCGUGUCCGGGAAAUUAGGAAUGCAGUGGAGAUGAUGAUUGCUCGGCUUGACACACAGCUGAAGAACAAGCUUAUAACCCUCAUGGGUCAGAAGACUUCUCUGACACAAGAAACGGAACUUUUGGAAUCCUUACUUCAGGAGGUAGAGCACCAGUUGCGAUCUUGUAGUAAAAGCGAGUUGAUAUCUAAGAGCUCAGAGAUCCUCAUGAUGUUCCAGCAAGUUCAUCGAAAGCCCAUGGCGUCCUUCGUCACCACUCCCGUUCCGCCGGAUUUUACCAGUGAAUUAGUACCAUCAUAUGAUUCAGCUACUUUUGUUUUAGAGAAUUUCAGCACUUUGCGCCAGAGAGCAGAUCCUGUUUACAGUCCACCUCUUCAAGUUUCAGGACUUUGCUGGAGGUUAAAAGUUUACCCAGAUGGAAAUGGAGUUGUUCGUGGUUACUACUUGUCUGUGUUUCUGGAACUCUCAGCUGGCUUGCCUGAAACUUCCAAAUAUGAAUAUCGUGUAGAAAUGGUUCAUCAGUCCUGCAAUGAUCCUACAAAAAAUAUCAUUCGAGAAUUUGCAUCUGACUUUGAAGUUGGAGAAUGCUGGGGUUAUAAUAGAUUUUUCCGUUUGGACUUACUUGCAAAUGAAGGAUACUUGAAUCGACAAAAUGAUACAGUGAUUUUAAGGUUUCAGGUUCGUUCACCAACUUUCUUUCAAAAAUGCCGGGACCAGCAUUGGUAUAUUACUCAAUUGGAGGCUGCACAGACUAGCUAUAUCCAACAAAUAAAUAAUCUUAAAGAGAGACUUACUAUUGAGUUAUCUCGAACUCAGAAAUCAAGAGAUUUGUCACCACCAGCUAAUCAUCUUAGCCCCCAAAAUGACGACACUCCCGAGGCACGAUCCAAGAAGUCUGGGUCCGCUGUUGACAUCCUUCUCCCGGACGGUCCUACUUCAGCUUCUGUAAGAGAGGCCAAGGAGGAUGAAGAUGAGGAGAAGAUUCAGCAUGAAGAUUAUCAUCAUGAGCUUUCGGACGGGGAUCUGGAUCUGGAUCUUGUUGGCGAAGAUGAAGUAAAUCACCUCGACGGCAGCAGCUCCUCUGCCAGUUCCACGGCCACAAGUAACACAGAGGAAAAUGACAUUGAUGAAGAAACGAUGUCUGGAGAAAAUGAUGUGGAGUACAACAACAUGGAACUGGAAGAGGGGGAGCUCAUGGAAGAUGCGGCUGCUGCAGGACCCGCAGGUAGUAACCAUGGCUAUGUAGGUGCCAGUAGCAGAAUGUCAAGAAGAGCACAUUUGUGCUCUGCUGCUACCAGUAGUUUAUUAGACAUUGAUCCUUUCAUUUUAAUACAUUUGUUGGACCUAAAGGACCGGAGCAGCAUGGAAAACCUGUGGGGCUUACAGCCUCGCCCGCCUGCUUCACUGUUGCAGCCCACAGCCUCAUAUUCUCGAAAAGAUAAAGAUCAAAGGAAGCAGCAGGCAAUGUGGCGCGUUCCCUCUGACUUAAAGAUGCUAAAAAGACUCAAAACUCAAAUGGCUGAAGUUCGAUGUAUGAAAACUGAUGUAAAGAAUACACUUUCAGAACUGAAAAGCAGCAGUGCUGCUUCUGGAGACACGCAGACAAGUCUUUUGUGUGCUGACCAGGCAGCCCUGGCUGCAUGUGGAACCGAAAACUCGGGCAGGUUACAGGACUUAGGAAUGGAGCUCCUGGCAAAGUCAUCGGUUGCCAGUUGUUACAUACGAAACUCCACAAGUAAGAAGAGUAAUUUGCCCAAGCCGGCUCGGUCCAGUAUAGCAGGUAGUCUGUCACUUCGAAGAGCAGUGGACUCGGGAGAAAGCAACCUGUCAAAGGGAGACUGUCAGCCUCUGUCUGAAGGUUCCCCGGGGAGCUCGCAGGCCGGGAGCAGGCACAGCUCUCCCCGAGCCUUGGCGCACGGCAGUGUCAGCGACGUCCCACCGCCGAAGCUCGAAGACCGGCAGUGUCAGGCUUCCGGUUUGGAUGCUGUUGUGGUUGCAGUCGUCAGUGGCUUGCCCGCCAUGGAGAAAAGGAGGAAAAUGGUCCCCUUGGGGGCUAAUGUUAAAGGAGGUUGUUUGGAAGGAAUGCAAAUAACUGACUUGGAAAAUAAUUCUGAAACUGGGGAACUACAGCCUACACUGCCUGAAGGAGCUUCAGUUGCCCCAGAGGAAGCAGGAAUGAGCAGUGACAGUGACGCGGAAUGUGACACUGAGAACGAGGACCAGGACGAGCACACCGGCCUGGGCGGGUUUCACGACUCUUUCCUGGCUCAGCCCCCAGACGAAGAUGCACAUUCCAGUUUUCCUGAUGAUGAACAAAUAGGCCCUGAGGAUUUCAGCUUCAACACUGAAGACAAGAGUGGAAGGUAAUUUCCAAACCAAGAGAACUGACUUGCAAGCUAUCCUGACCCCGAAAUGUGCUGUAAGUUGGUGCUCAAAUUGUCAUCUGUCAGAUAAUCAGAUUUGGUCUGAUUUUUUUUCAUCAUACCUACCUGAAGUAGUAAUGCCGAAACUUUAGGAAGUAGCACAAUUCUAGUAUAAGACAUUAGUACACAGGGAAAAAUUAAGGGUGUGAGGGAAAUUCUGUGUGAUGUAAUGAAUAAACACUUAAUCCUUAAUUAAUUUAGUGAAAUAGUAUAUUUGUAAAAAGCAGUUUGCUACAACAGAAGGGCAAUUAACUGCCAGAAAACGCCCCUAGAGACGGUGCGCGCGCUUGGUGGUGCUCCGCACGGGCGCCCCUCUGCUUCCGGCUAGAUGCUCGGUCGUGCCCAGUGGCCCACCUUCACACUGUGCGCGUUAAACACUGCACAUUUCACCAUGCCCACAGGUCAGUGAAGAGAAGAAUUACUUAUUCGUAGGUUCUGCCCUGUAGAUACUUUAUGUGAGUGACUGAAGUGACACUAGACUGAAUCUCCUCUGGAGUGUGCUGACUGAAGUUAACUUAUCUCUUGUUUUUUCAAAUGCAGGCACACUGAUUAGUGGCACAUACUCUUUCUGUUGUGUGACUUUUACAAAUGUAAUUUUAAAUGAAUUGAGUUGAUGGAGAUUGGCCAUGUUCCUCGUUAUAUAUACGUGUGUAAGAUCAUUUAAAAUUACUUCAUUGUUAUGCCUCUAAAGUACAAGUGUUUAAAAGUCCUCUUCUUUAUUUUUAUUCACUGGACAUUGAUUUCAGUGUCGCUACUUCUAACAAUGUACGUGUACUGCCGUGGUUCACACGGAACUGGGGUGUGAGGGUGGCUGCUACACUGCGGUUAGCCCAGAACUGUUGCCAGACUUGGCUGCUGUGCUCCUGCAUUUGUGCUUGAGCUGCUGGCCUGUGGGUGAAAGUCGCACUGAAAGUUGACAAGGAAACUAUUGGAAAAGCAUGAAUAUAUAUAUAUGUGAGAGGCAUCUCAUCUGCUUAAAUUUUAACAUUGUUCACUUUUCCAUGUCUAAUGUCUUGCUGGUUGCUGUGAUUCAUGGUUUGCUCUUGUUCAAAACACUUUGCACUUUUUGCUAAUAAAAUGACCUUGAGAAAA